Galleria mellonella (greater wax moth) is the source of this 2136-nucleotide messenger RNA. Its product is annotated as lipase 3-like. The transcript has 5 exons. NCBI's taxonomy places the organism in Eukaryota, Metazoa, Arthropoda, Insecta, Lepidoptera, Pyralidae. The coding region runs from base 40 to 1305 and encodes 421 amino acids. Gene Ontology annotation, molecular function: hydrolase activity, acting on ester bonds. The record is from RefSeq and is a predicted model, not a curated record. Gene Ontology annotation, biological process: lipid metabolic process.
UGGUCAGUGGUGGCUGUGGCAGUGGUAGGCGAGGGCAAAAUGUUCAAGUUUCUAAUCUUUGCGGUGCUGGUGACAGCGGCAGUAGCGCGGCGGUCGCCCAAUGCCGACUUCGCGGAGAAGUACUUCCAAAAAUACGGAGGCAGAUACUCGACCGACGUGAUUGAAGAUGCACUUCUCGAUGUCCCUGACCUAAUUACCAAGUACCGCUAUCCAGUGGAAGUACACAAACUGGUUACAAAGGAUAAAUAUGUUCUGGAACUACAUAGAAUCCCUCACGGCAGAGACAAGAACAACCAGCCCGACCCCAAUAAACCGGUUGUCUUCAUCAUGCACGGUCUUUUGUCUUCGUCAGCUGAGUUCGUUGUUCUGGGACCUAGGAGAGCUUUAGCUUAUAUUCUCGCUGAGGCUGGCUACGAUGUAUGGAUGGGAAACGCCCGUGGCAACUAUUACUCUAGGGAAAAUCUUGUUAUGAGCCCGAACGAUCGGCGUAACGCCGACUUCUGGAGAUUCAGUUGGGACGAGAUCGGUAAUAUUGAUUUACCUACCUUCAUUGACUAUGUUCUGGAGGUGACUGGCAAAUCUAAAUUGCAUUACAUCGGGCACUCGCAAGGCUGCACCGCCUUCCUUGUCCUCAACUCUUUAAGACCUGAAUACAACGAGAAGUUCCUAUCGUUUCAAGCUAUGGCGCCUGCUGCAUUCUUCAUAUAUAAUGAGAUGGAUCUACUCCGAAAUUUGGGACCAUACGAGGCACCUGUUAAGGAUAUUACUUAUGGGGUAUUGAAAGUUGGCGAGGUAUUAGGUAAAAAUGAAGUUACAACAUGGAUUAUUGUACAUUUAUGCCGGGAAGGCACCCCGUUUCACGACUAUUGUACCACUAGAAUCAAAGGAGAUAAUGAGCCUUAUAUAAAUUCUACUUUAACACCUUUAAUCCUCGGACAUGCACCAGCCGGAUCAUCACUGCUCCAGCUCGGACACUUCAGCCAAUGCUACAACAGCAAAGAUUUCAGAAGAUAUAACCAUCUACCAAUCAAGAAUAUUGAGCGUUACGGUCGCCCAGUACCGCCUUCCUACGACCUCUCCCAAAUCACCACGCCUGUAUACAUCCAUUAUGGAUUGGGAGACAUCGUGACAGGAUAUAAGGACACCUAUCAUCUAGCUAGCAAAUUACCCAAUCUGGUUGGUAUGUAUGAAGUGAAAAGACCGAGUUUCAAUCAUUUCGACUUUGUCUGGGGCGUAGAUGCUAGGGAGCAAGUGUAUGAUACUAUCGUCGGUAUUCUACAAGAACUAGAUGGGAAUAAACAAUGAGAAUGAAGCAUUUGAAUGUAGUAAAAUUAUAAUUUAAAAUAAUAAAAAAAAAAUAUUUAUCAUAAUAUUGAUAUUUUUUUUAUUUGAUCUGGUUAGGAUACUAUAUAUGUAGGUAGAUACAAAAGUUGUGAUUAAAAAAAUGAUGUUACUAUUUUAGUGUUAAUACUUACUAAUUUGCAUACAUAUAUACUAUUAUGUGUAAGUUAGUACCUGUAUUGACUUUGCACAGGUGCAAUUUGUAAAUAUAGAAGUCCUGUAAAACAAUAUGUAAAUAAUCGUGAAAAUUAUAUUAAAAUCUGUUGUAUAAUUUAAAAGAAGUAUUUUUAUCCCCUAUAAAUACAUAUAACUUCUGAGAUGAUGAUGAUGACGCUGAUGAAGGGGAUAAAGUGAUAGAUGUAAACAGCGAUUCUGCUUUAUUUACUUAAUUUUUAAUAAAGUAAAAAAAAAAAAUUAUUACAUUUAUUGUUAUCGUUUGUUGUUGAUUUGGUACUUUGUCGACUUAUUGGUUUUCAAUAUAGUUGAGGACAAGUCUGUAACUAUCACGCGGAUUGUUAGUUGUGUUUUUAUUACCAGAAAGUCAGUAAGAAAUUAAUUUUUCAGUCACAGAGGUUUAUAAUAUGGCUUACUUUAGGUCUCUUAAACUAAGUGGUAUUUUUUUCCUUAUUUGGCUUUGACGUUUUGUACUGCCAUUAGCUAUUUCCAAAUAUAAAAAAAGAUAUAUAAAUUGUAUAGAUUUAUUUCAUAUAGGUUGAUUAUAUGUAUCUGUGUUUGAAUUAUGUCUGAUUGUUUUACAAUGUUACUUAAUUGUAUUACAAUUAUUUUGGAUUUUUU